AUGGCUUAUGUCAAGCGGAAUCUUUUGGCAAAUGCCAUUGAAAGCGCAACGAGAGACGCAGCCAACGAAGAUCUUCCAACUGUUCCUUACUCGGGAAGCGCGUGGAUGCCCGCCCAAGGCAUGAGCUUGCGCAGACUCUUGGAGCGCAACCUUCGCGAGCUCAGGAAGGAUGCUGAUAUGAAGAGAAAAGCCUGCGGACUGCCAGUGAUUGACAAAUCUCAGAUGCUUUACACGUCCCAAUGGCAAGAUCGAUCCUCUGUUUCGUCGGGCUCUUCUGAUUCGGGCUCUUCUUCUCCAGGACCUUCUUCUCCAGGAUAUUCUUCUCCAGGAUCUAGCAUUGAGAGAAAGCUCAAAUUCUCUUUCUCAAGCUCAGACUCUGACGAGUUCGAGGAAUCUGGCACAGCUCCCGACAUUGAGUUCGAUGACGUUAGCGAGGACAACGACGAUUGGAGAUCCACGUCAGGAGACAGCGACGAUCUUCCAUUUCGAAAUAAGAUGCGAGCUUACUCCAAAUAA
Molecule: messenger RNA, 516 nt
Organism: Mollisia scopiformis
Lineage: Eukaryota; Fungi; Ascomycota; Leotiomycetes; Helotiales; Mollisiaceae
Exons: 3
Coding region: 1-516 (171 amino acids)
Source: RefSeq, a predicted model, not a curated record